Molecule: messenger RNA, 3391 nt
Organism: Cucurbita maxima (winter squash)
Lineage: Eukaryota; Viridiplantae; Streptophyta; Magnoliopsida; Cucurbitales; Cucurbitaceae
Product: cyclic nucleotide-gated ion channel 17-like
Exons: 7
Coding region: 682-2874 (730 amino acids)
Biological process (GO): potassium ion transport; transmembrane transport
Cellular component (GO): membrane
Molecular function (GO): voltage-gated potassium channel activity
Source: RefSeq, a predicted model, not a curated record
UGUAUAUUAAUCUAAAAACUAUUUGUUUAGUAGAAAUUAUUGUUCUUAUUGUAAUGGGUCAUGAAAUUAAAUUAUGAAUAUGAGACACUGAUUUGACAAAUAGUAGAAUGUUUGUUUGGGAGAACAUGCUGAUUUGAGGGGAGAACAUGCUGAUUUGAGGGGAGAACCCACAUGACAAAGUUUUCAUCGCUGUUCAGAAAACAGCCAAUUUCUCACUCGACCAUUCCCAUUUUGGAUCAUUCAUGUUUGCUUUUAACAAACGACUGAGCGAUGGCACAGCAGCCUCCAACACAGUGCUGCAAGAAGCUGGAUCAAAAGGGUCGUGAGCAAGAGGGAAGCUCGUAAAAGUUCAAAAUCAUUCUGUGGUGGGAACUGGAGGCGGUGCGGCGCUCUUUUCUACUGGAGGGUUAUCCACUCACGUGGGGUUUCGGUCUAUUGUUGAAAGGUUUGGUUCCACUUUGGUUGGCUUUCCCAAAUUUCGCUUUUCUUCCUUUCUUCUCAUUAUCACCCAACAACUCUAAUUCCUAGUUCAAACUCUGAUUACCUCAAUACUCAACAAAACCUAGAUCGUCUCUCUCUCUCUUUUUCUUCCUCUGUGCUUCUCCUCCAGCUACUAGGCCAUGCUGCUGCUAUUUUGACGGGUCAUUGAGAAUUUCUCGUUUCAGCUUCUUUCUUUUGCUUAUGGGCAUGGAACUGAGGAAGGAAAAGCUUGUUAGGUUUUAUUCUGAUCACAAAAAAUAUAAGAAAUCUGCCAUUGGGAACAACAAUGAAGCAGGGCAACUUGAGAAGUCAUCAUCGAAAUACUACAUUCCGUCGUCGACAUUCUUAAUACCUGACAACGGAUUAGGGGCAAGCAAAAGUAAAUCUGCUGAAACCUUUAGAACCGAGAAGUCCAAAGUGUUUCCGGAGGACCAUGAACCAUGGAGCAGAAGAAUACUAGACCCUGGCAGAAAAAUUGUUCUGAAAUGGAACCGGGUGUUCAUUUGCUCAUGUUUAUUGGCACUCUUUGUUGACCCGCUGUACCUUUACUUGCCAUCUUUGGCUGGGAAUAGGAAAUCCUCAUGUGUGAGGACAGACUGGAAAUUGCGAAUUGUUGUGACCUGUUUCCGGACUGUUGCAGAUUUUUUCUAUCUUCUGCACAUGAUUAUCAAGUUCAGAACAGCUUAUGUUGCUCCUAGCUCUCGAGUUUUUGGGAGAGGUGAGCUUGUGAUGGAUUCGAAGAUGAUAGCAAAGAGGUAUCUUAGAUCUGACUUUUUUGUCGAUCUAAUUGCCACGUUGCCUCUCCCUCAGAUUGUCAUCUGGUUUAUCAUACCCGCAACAAGAAGUCGUCUAACUGAUCAUAAAAACAAUGCGCUUGCGCUUAUUGUUCUGCUUCAAUAUAUUCCAAGAUUGUAUUUGAUUUUCCCUCUAAGUUCAGAGAUAAUCAAAGCGAAUGGAGUUGUUACAAAAACUGCUUGGGCAGGAGCUGCUUAUAAUCUUCUACUCUAUAUGUUGGCUAGCCACGUUCUAGGUGCUACAUGGUAUUUGCUGUCAGUUGAUAGAUAUACAUCAUGCUGGAAAUCAUUAUGUAGGAAGAAGGAAUAUAAUCCACUAGAAUGCAAUCCAACUUUUUUUGAUUGCGAUACACUUAACCUUAAUGACCGCAAUACAUGGGCAAAUAGUACCCUUGUUUUCGACAAAUGUGGCCCUAGUGGAAUUUUCAAGUAUGGCAUUUUUGGGAAUGCAAUGUCAAAGAAUGUUGUCUCUUCAAGCUUUGUUGAAAAGUAUUUCUAUUGUUUGUGGUGGGGCUUGCAAAACCUGAGUUCAUAUGGACAGAAUUUGGAAACAACCACUUUCAUUGGUGAGACACUGUUCGCUGUGCUUAUAGCCAUCUUAGGCCUUGUAUUAUUUGCCCAUCUGAUUGGGAAUAUGCAGACGUAUCUGCAAUCCCUCACUGUGAGACUUGAAGAAUGGAGACUAAAACGAAGAGACACUGAAGAGUGGAUGAGACAUCGUCAACUCCCUGAAGACUUGAAGCGACGUGUUCGACGUUUUGUACAAUAUAAGUGGGUGGCAACUCGAGGAGUUGAUGAAGAAGCCAUCUUACAGAGCUUACCGGCUGAUCUUCGACGUGAUAUUCAGUGCCACCUAUGUCUAGAUCUUGUCCGACGAGUCCCUUUCUUCUCACAGAUGGAUGAUCAGCUACUAGAUGCAAUAUGUGAACGUCUGAUAUCCUCCUUGAGCACUGAGGGUACCUAUAUAGUACGAGAGGGUGACCCAGUAACCGAGAUGCUGUUCGUUAUCCGAGGCAGAUUGGAGAGUUCUACUACAAAUGGAGGUCGCUCUGGUUUCUUCAACUCCAUAACGUUGCGUCCUGGAGACUUUUGUGGGGAGGAACUACUUUCUUGGGCGUUGCACCCAAAAUCCACCACCAACUUGCCCUCCUCAACUAGAACAGUCAGAGCGCUCAAUGAAGUUGAAGCUUUUGCACUCCGUGCUGAAGAUCUUAAAUUUGUAGCCAACCAAUUUAGACGUCUGCACAGUAAAAAGUUGCAGCACACAUUCCGCUUUUACUCUCAUCAUUGGAGAACAUGGGCAGCUUGCUUUAUUCAAGCUGCUUGGCGUCGCCAUAAGAAAAGGAUGAUGGCAAAAGAUCUCUUAAUGAGGGAAUCGUUUAUAUUAUCUGAAGAAGUGGCUAGUGAAACUGGCCAAGGAGGAGGGGAACAAUUUUGUGUUGUUUCAAAUCCUUCUCAGACAAAAAUGAAUCUGGAUGUUACCUUACUGGCUUCAAGGUUUGCUGCAAACGCAAGGAGAGGCGCCCAGAAAAUGAAAGAUGACAUGCCAAAGCUGCAGAAGCCUGAUGAACCCGACUUUUCCAUUGAGCCAGAUAGAUAACAGUUUCCAGUAGUGUCAAAGGCUAUAUUUCUCUAUUAGAAGGAUGAAGUCCAUUUCAGAUGUGCAUCCCUUUUCUGUCGUCUGGCAUUUCAGACCUUACAGGGACCUGUCUAUUUCUGUAUAGUUUUAUCAAUUACCAGGAACGCAACAUCACAAACUGUGUAUUAGUGUCAUAACCAGUAAGUUGGUCUCAUUACAAUAUGUUUUAACUCUUAAUAGACAGUAACUGAGUUCGUAGGAUGGUUAAACGAGCUGCUGCAAGCUGCAAGCUAUACUUCACCAGACUGUAGACAGAACCUCAGCCACACUUGUGUUCAGACGGUGCAGACAGCAAUCCAACUUGCGACCAUGGACAAUCCAACUUGCGACUAUGGACAACACGCUUUGAAUAACACGUUUUGGAUGAGGGUUACCACUGGGCUAGAUAUUUUAUGAUCAGUGACAUAUAUUAAAUAACACAUACUUGUCCUUUUUUAGAACUUUCGGACUUCUCCCUUAUCCCUAAUUUUGAUUUCCA